AGACGCAAAAAUGUUGUGCCAAAUAUUUUACAUAGUAUUAAUACUCAAUACAUUUACAAUAAUUUGUGAUUCUAUUCAAAUCUCCGAGCUUAAUGAGACUAAAGCAUUUCUUUCCAUAAGUUCUCAGUUAAACGAACUGAGAGCGGAGUUAGAUCGACAGGGAAAGCUGCCCAAUAAUUUGAUUGAGUCAACAGAUUUGUAUAAUUUUAAAUCUUAUGGUCGCAAUUGUGCCGAGGCCACUGCCAAUUCCAAACCAAGUGGUAUCUACGAGAUACUAAUUCCAAGCUACAGUAAAUAACCCUUUAAAGUGGCUUGCGAUUCACAGACUCAGGGAGGAGGUUGGACUGUCAUUUUGAGUCGAAUGGAUGGCAGUGUAGACUUUUACCGGAACUGGAAUCUCUACAAAAAGGGAUUUGGAGAUCUAGAUGGCGAGUUCUUCUUGGGUUUGGAUAAAAUACACGCUCUGACGUCAGAGUACAGCCAGGAAUUACUUGUUAUUCUCGAGGACUUCGAGGGAGCUGAGAAAUUUGAGACAUAUGAGAAAUUCGGAAUCGGCGACGAGGAAGAACUCUAUGUAUUACACACUCUGGGAAAUGCAAAUGGAACUGCAGAUGAUUCACUAAGACCGCAUCAUACCAUGAAGUUUUCCACCUUUGAUCGCGAUAACGAUCGUUGGACGAAUAACUGCGCCGAGACCUACACUGGUGGAUGGUGGUAUAAUGAAUGUCACCACAGCAACUUGGGUGGAAAAUAUAAAGAUAAUGCCCAUGGCAAAGGUAUCAACUGGUUCCAUUUUCGAGGUCAUCUGUACUCCCUUAAAAGAGCAAUCAUGAUGAUACGGCCUAGAAAAUGAAAUCCAGGAACUGCAAAUAAUGAAUAGAUUGUUCUUUUGAUUAUAAUAAAAUC
Drosophila innubila is the source of this 906-nucleotide messenger RNA. RefSeq names its product ryncolin-1-like. The transcript is spliced from 3 exons. Bases 362 to 853 code for a protein of 163 amino acids. NCBI's taxonomy places the organism in Eukaryota, Metazoa, Arthropoda, Insecta, Diptera, Drosophilidae. The record is from RefSeq and is a predicted model, not a curated record.